CACAACAACUGUGCUGCGCAACGUCGUGCCGCAUUCACAAUGGCGACGCUACAGUCAAUACCGCGUUUGCUCCUACCCAGAGCGCCUCUCCUCCUUCGACCGGCCCCGCGCGCCUUCCUCCCGCUCUCGUAUGCAACAACCCUCCGCCAUGCCUCAUCGUCGUCGACUCCGAAGACGCUCUCAGAACAAUUCCAAAGAAGACAGCGGCAACAACAACAAGCUGCACCCACAAUACCGCAACCCGACAAGUAUCGACCACCAUCCCACGGCAAGCGCACGCCGCGAAGCGAGACGAGCUAUCGUAGCUACGGCCCGGCCUUGACAGAGGAGGACAAGAAGCGAAUGGCUACGAAGAAGUACCCGAAUAUGAUGAGUCCAGAGGGAACCUUCUCGCACUGGUUCUUGAACAAUCGGGUCAUCCACCUUUGGAUAACCUUGGGCAUCCUCGUCUCCCUCGCAAUCGCCGCCUGGUACAUGGACUUCAUGUCUAAGACCAUCUAUGGCGAGCUCGUGCCCACGCGCAAAGAGUUCUUCCGCCACCCCUUCGAAACGACCAGUCGCUUCAUCGAGGUCUACAGGAUGCACGUUGCGCACCAGACGCAGAUUGUGCAGGAAAAGCGACUGAAGAAAGAGGAGGAGAUCGAGAAGAGGAAGCAAUACCGGUUGGAGAGGAUAAGGGAAGCUGAAGAGAGGGGCGAGGAGUACGUCGAGGAUCCGAGGUACUAUAUUGGAGAGGAUGGUAUUCGGAGAAGGCGAGUGAAGAGGUGGUUCGGCAUCUGGGAGUAGAGCAUGGGGAAGGGAAUACUUGACUGGAGUAGAGGCGAGGGCCGGGGUUCGACAGAGGAAGCAGGCGGAGCAUAAGACACGGCACAGGCAUGGAAGACAGCAAUUGCCAGACGGUGGUGGGAACGUUGCAUAAGGAUUUGUACAUUGAUGUUGUAACAUACUGGUGCGGGAGGUCGUUCGCAUACUAGCGCUUGGAGCAUGGCUGAUAGAUGUUUUAUAUGGGGAUUUGCAAAAUCUAUACCCAACUCUCUCUUUCCGCGACCGGU
Molecule: messenger RNA, 1052 nt
Organism: Paraphaeosphaeria sporulosa
Lineage: Eukaryota; Fungi; Ascomycota; Dothideomycetes; Pleosporales; Didymosphaeriaceae
Exons: 2
Coding region: 40-786 (248 amino acids)
Source: RefSeq, a predicted model, not a curated record